AUGACAACAGGUGCGCGGAGAAGAGGCACUGAGAGGGCCUGCUUAUCACCAACGUCUCCUCCCUGCGCAUACACUCCUGAAGUCCUGGUAUGGACCUCUCGCACUUCUCGCCCUCCGGACCCCUCCAACAUCUUUAACAUCCCUAUCCAAAAAGAAAACCCGGUCAAGGUGGCGACGCGGAUAAAAGCGCGAUCUGAGAGCUGA
Paracoccidioides lutzii Pb01 is the source of this 204-nucleotide messenger RNA. RefSeq lists its product as hypothetical. The record is from RefSeq and is a predicted model, not a curated record. The coding region runs from base 1 to 204 and encodes 67 amino acids. The transcript has 2 exons.